Heterotrigona itama is the source of this 881-nucleotide messenger RNA. NCBI's taxonomy places the organism in Eukaryota, Metazoa, Arthropoda, Insecta, Hymenoptera, Apidae. The record is from the annotation of a GenBank genome assembly.
AUGGAAAUGAUUAAACCGUCUGCCCACUUAACACCCACUCCAUUUCUCUUCAAAUUCUCUGAAAUUUUUACCUACAUAAAUACGAUACUACAGGAUUGUAUAUUUCUAUGCAUUUCAUUUUGUUAUAAAAUUUUAUCAAUAAGAUGUUUCUAAAAAUGAAUACUUACCAUACAUUAUGGAUCAGUGCAUUUUAAACCUGUGCUAUGAAAGAAAAAUCAAAACUAAGUAUUAUUUUUUUUCAGUUUCUUUUCAACAUGUCAAAAUCUUGCUUCUUUUUUUUUUGGCUCGUUUUUUUGCUUGUUUUUUUGGCUCUUCCUGUGAAAAACUUAUUAGUUCUAUAGUUGCGUAGAUACUGUUAGUUCUCUGAUUUUGAUACAUCCUGUAUAAUGUAACGGCACUCACUUUCAGGGCUUGCAUGGAGCGCAAAUCAGCUGCAAUCUCAGUCAACGAAGAGACGCCGUCUCCUGUGGACGAACAGGUGCUCUUGUCCGUGCAGAACAUAUUCACCAACAUGGGUACUCCUUCUAACAGUGGAGGCUGGUGACAUGAUGCGGAAGAGCAUUGUUUUCGAUAAAAAUACCCCGGAUGUGUUCUACUGUCCACAACAGAAACCGACUGGUUUCGAGAAGAUGAUCGUAAACGCGAAACCGUUGUCAAGGCUCUGCCAAUUCGAGGGGAAACCGAUUCCACCCGAUUAUAAAAGUGACUGUUAUAACGAUGUGGACGAGACCGAGUAUGCGUGCAAAGAAAAAUACAGGAUUAUGAUGAGACUACAUCCACCAGGAAGUGAAGCACCAUAUAAUGGUUCACGUUUAUCAAAAUUUCUAGCUUUUGAUAAAGAUAUCUAUAAGAAAAGGAAUCAGAUUGAGGAUGAUGUUUGA